Aspergillus costaricaensis CBS 115574 is the source of this 860-nucleotide messenger RNA. Its product is annotated as translin. Bases 87 to 794 code for a protein of 235 amino acids. Gene Ontology annotation, cellular component: cytoplasm; nucleus. Gene Ontology annotation, molecular function: RNA binding; sequence-specific DNA binding; single-stranded DNA binding. The record is from RefSeq and is a predicted model, not a curated record. The transcript has 8 exons. Gene Ontology annotation, biological process: RNA metabolic process. Lineage: Eukaryota; Fungi; Ascomycota; Eurotiomycetes; Eurotiales; Aspergillaceae.
CAUCAACAUCUCUCCCGCAACGCGAAUCCCAAUCAAUUUAGUAUCACUCACCACAACACAUCAGAUAAUAAAACAAAUAAAUCAAGAUGAUCGAUCACAACAUCUUCGAAGACCUGCAGGCCAAGAUUGAUGAGGAGGCUGCGGUCCGCGAUGAACUUCAUGAUAUUGUGCAGACGCUGGCUAGGAAGGGAAGAUCUACCCAGGCUAUUCUGUCGCGGGCUCAUUCUACACCCACUGAUCAGUUGAAACCCGUCCUCGAUGACGCAACCAAUGAGAUCAUCGCCCAGAGAGAUGAAGUAUCUCGGUUGAAGACCGUGGCGGACAAGCACCCGUUUUACAAGUACAAUGGGGUGUGGACGCGCGAGUUACAGAAUCUUGUCUCAUCCAUCGAGCUCUGCGCUUGGCUAGGCGGACUGGAAGAGUACAAGACGAACAGCUCCUCUUCGUUCCUGACGAUUGAAGAGGUUGGGAAGUUCCUGGGUGUCCCCGUGAAUCUCAAGGAACAGGAUGCCUUCCAUCUCACUAUUGAGGAGUAUCUGCUUGCGCUGAUCUCUAUGGUUGAGGAGUUGGCCCGUCUGGCUGUCAACUCGGUCACUCUCGGUGACUAUACCCGGCCGGUGCAAAUUGGCAAUUUCAUCAAGGAUCUGUUUGCGGGAUUCCAGUUGUUGAAUCUGAAGAAUGAUAUUCUGCGGAAGAGGAGUGAUGGGAUUAAAUACAGUGUCAAGAAGGUGGAGGAUGUGGUUUACGAUCUCUCUUUGCGCAAUUUGAUCCCCAGGGGAAGCGCUGCAGCAUGAUUUGAAACACGGAGAUUAAAUUAGCAUAUGAAUUGAUAUGAAAUAACGACACUGUCCAGAACACGG